This is a messenger RNA of Paramormyrops kingsleyae, 2796 nucleotides long. It is a transcript of the gene kpna1, whose product is annotated as karyopherin alpha 1 (importin alpha 5). The record is from RefSeq and is a predicted model, not a curated record. Gene Ontology annotation, biological process: protein import into nucleus. Gene Ontology annotation, cellular component: cytoplasm. Gene Ontology annotation, molecular function: nuclear import signal receptor activity; protein binding. NCBI's taxonomy places the organism in Eukaryota, Metazoa, Chordata, Actinopteri, Osteoglossiformes, Mormyridae.
CGAGGACGCGCUAGUUGCGCAUGCGCAUUGUAAUACCGGCUGUUCGGAGCUUGAGGCGGCCUACAUCGGAGCAGAACCGGGACGUCAAAACGGAGGACGGCUGGACAGUCAGCAGGAUGAGCCUGGCAAAGGAGAACGCACGGCUGAAGAGCUACAAGAACAAGUCACUGAAUGCCGAUGAGAUGAGGAGGAGGAGGGAGGAGGAAGGCCUGCAGCUGCGCAAGCAGAAGAAGGAUGAGCAGCUAUUCAAAAGGAGGAACGUGGAGGUGGCAGAGGAUGGGCCUGCAGAUGAGGAGGACAUGUCAGACAGCGGAUAUCUGGAGUCGCAGGCCAACAAUGUCGACCUGAUAGGGACCGCUGUUAUCUCAGAAGACAUGAUCCACAUGAUUUUCUCAAGUGCUCCAGAGCAGCAGUUGAUGGGGACCCAGCGUUUCCGGAAGCUUCUGUCUAAAGAGCCCAACCCCCCCAUCGACGAGGUCAUCGCCACCCCAGGUGUGGUCGAACGCUUUGUCGAGUUCCUCAAGAGGAAAGAGAACUGCACAUUGCAGUUUGAGGCGGCAUGGGUCCUGACCAACAUCGCUUCUGGAACGUCCCACCAGACGCGCAUGGUGAUCCAGGCUGGGGCUGUACCCGUCUUCAUCGAGAUGCUCAACUCCGACUUCGAGGACGUGCAGGAGCAGGCGGUCUGGGCCUUGGGGAAUAUCGCGGGUGACAGCACCGAGUGCAGGGACUACGUGCUGGACUGCAGCAUCCUGCCCUCCCUCUUACAGCUGCUUUCCAAACAGAAUCGGCUGACCAUGAUGCGGAAUGCCGUGUGGGCCUUGUCAAACCUGUGCAGGGGGAAGAACCCACCACCAGACUUCUCCAAGGUGUCCCCCUGCCUUGGAGUGCUGUCCUGGCUGCUCUUUGUCAACGACACGGACAUCCUGGCUGAUGCCUGCUGGGCGCUGUCCUACCUCUCUGAUGGGCCCAAUGACAAGAUCCAGGCAGUUAUCGACUCAGGGGUGUGCCGGCGGCUGGUGGAGCUGCUCAUGCACUUGGACUACAAAGUGGUGUCACCGGCACUGAGAGCUGUUGGGAACAUUGUUACCGGAGAUGACCUGCAGACUCAGGUGAUCCUGAACUGCUCCGCCCUUCAGAGCCUGCAUCACCUGCUGAGCUGCCCCAAGGAGUCCAUCAAGAAGGAGGCAUGCUGGACCAUCUCCAAUAUCACGGCUGGCAACCGAGCUCAGAUACAGAUGGUGAUUGAUGCCAAUUUACUGCCAGGCCUGAUCAGCAUCCUGCAAGGGGCGGAGUUUCGCACCAGGAAGGAGGCGGCCUGGGCCAUUACCAAUGCCACCUCCGGGGGCUCUGCUGAGCAGAUCAGGUACCUGGUGGAACUGGGCUGCAUUAAGCCACUGUGUGACCUGCUGACUCUCAUGGACGCCAAGAUCGUGCAGGUGGCACUGAACGGCCUGGAGAACAUCCUGCGGCUGGGUGAGCAGGAGGCCAAGCGGAACGGCGGAGUCAACCCCUACUGUAGCCUCAUUGAGGAGGCCUACGGUCUGGACAAGAUGGAGUUCUUGCAGGGCCAUGAGAAUCAGGAGAUCUACCAGAAGGCCUUCGACCUGAUCGAGCGCUACUUCAGUACCGAAGACGAGGACCCUGCGCUGGCCCCGUCCGUCGACCGGCAACAGGAGCAGUUCCUCUUCUCAUCAUGCGAGGCCCCCAUGGAGGGCUUCCAGCUAUGAUGUGGGCCCUUCCCACUGUCGCUCUGGCCCCACCCCCAGGGAGGACCGCAGACACUCCUAGAUGGGGGAGACGUCGAAUGACGAUCAUGAUUAUCAACAAAGCCGUACAGUUGACUCAUUGCACGCAGUUUCUGAAUGAGAGCCCGUUUCCCAUCAUCUUCUGCAGCACUCUGAGGACGCCCCCCCACCCCACAGGGCAGCCAGACGCACACACUGGACUGACUGUGACCCCCACCCCCUGACUACUGGUCUGGCUGCCAGAUGCUUGGACUAACAAAGGAAAGCACUUAUGCCCUGACGUGGCCAAAGCGCCUCUUUUUUUUCGCGACUGCCUUGGUUGGUGCCCUGUGCUCACCGUGCUGCUCAUGCAAUAAAGUCGCGGUGUGAUUGAACCAGGGGGGCAGAGCCUGUGGGACUGACCAAAUGCCAUUGGCUCUUUCCUUCGACGAGACCACACAUUCCUUGUGCAGGAGUGUUGCCUAUUGCCAGGCCCCGCCCCCCUCGGAGGUCUGCCCCCCACAAGACACUCAGGAGCCGCUGGGAAUUUACCCCCCUCCAGCACAGACAGGUGAGCCGGCAGCUUGCUCCUGCCCGUCCGGCGAUGGGAUGCUCAUGGCGAAUCCCGACUCCCAUCCAUUCCAUGACAUUAGCACUUUCUCUGGAGGUUUGAGACUGAAGCAAACACAGAGCCGAGUUCUAGGCCUCUGCUGGACUGAAAGCAGCCCACCCCUGCUGCCGCCCUGCUCUUGAUGCCGGGGUUGGCAGCAGGCACUGUGGGGAGAGCCGGCGAGCCUGCCCUCCCAUGUCCACAGCGGCUCUCCCACUCUCUCCAAACCCCUUUCCGGAUCUGUGAACACCGCAGGUGCCAUAUUUUCAUUUAGUAAAGAACCAACAUCCAAAUUAAACUUGAAAAUACCUAGUUGUUUUGUUAACGUACAGAGUAGUUUACCAGCUUAAUUUUUUACUUCUAGAACGAAUGACUGAUCGAUUUGCCGUGUUCAAUGCCGAUGUCGUGCUAAGACUCUGUUUUUGUCUUAUGCCAUUUGCAUAAACGCUGUUUCAUGGA